UACGGCGGAAAGACCUUUACCUUCAGGAAUGAAAUGAGGAGAAGGGUGAAGACUUGAGCCUUUUCACCAUGCCUGAAUAACUCUACCAAAACAUAAGAUUUUUUCCAUGCAAAGACCCGCGUCGACUUGUUCGUACGCGGACUAACAAACCAUUAAUAUGAAAUUGGACGACAAGACUGGACUAGACCAGAUGGCAGAUCGCACUGAAAAUUUUGCUGCCUUCAAUCACAAAAGGGGGGAAGAGGAAACUGGCCUGCCUGUUUGCUAAAUCUUUCUCUCUGUCUCUAAAGAUGCAACGGAAGUUACGUUUCUUCCGAUACACAGUCCUGCUGAUAUAUUCUUUUGGUGUUCUUCAUCCGGUAGAUUGCUCUGUCUGGACAGUCCCCGACGGUCGUUAUAUUGAGUGUCCAAACUCUGCAACUUUCACAGCAAAGAGCACCUACCAACAGAACCUAAACGAGCUGCUUCUCCAUCUUACCGAGUAUGGACCUAUGGCCGGUUUCAGCAUGGCCACCAAAGGCACGGACCCUGAUCAAGUGUAUGGCCUUGUCCUGUGCCGCGGCGAUAUCUCGAGCGCCGACUGCAAGAACUGCCUCGGCUUCGCAGCUACGGCGAGCACCAGCAGCUGCCGCUUAGGCAAAAGUGCCGUCGUCUACAUGGAGAAGUGUUUCUUGAGGUAUGACAAUACCAAUUUCUUUGGGCGUGUUUCAAUCACCUUCUACAGCAGCUGUGCCGUUGAGACCGUCGCAGAUCCUAAUCUCUUCUACAAGCAAUUGGGCGCCCUGAUGCAAAACCUCUCUGCCGUCGCCGUUGCCGAUCCGUCCCGCAUGUUCGCGGUCGGAGAGAUCGGAUACAACACCUCCCAGGCGAUAUAUGGCUUGGUGCAGUGCAAGAGGGACUUGAGCAGCAUUGAUUGCGGGUCAUGCUUGGGAUCGACGGUGGCGAGCAUCCAAAAUAACUGCGCCGGCAAACAAGCUGGGAGAUUUUUUGGUUAUAGUUGCGACAUAAGGUACGAGGCGUAUCCCUUCGCCUUGGGUUCGGCCUCUGCAUCUCCACCUGCAACAGCAGGGGCUUCACCAGGGUUCGUCCGUCCUCCUCCUCCUCCAAAGUCUCCUGGGCCACUCGCAUGGAUCCUGCCGCUUUCUGUUCUCAUGGUGAGCCUACUUUUCAUUGGCUUAGCUUGCUUACUCUGGAGAGGAGCAAAGAGAAGUAGGAAAAGGAAAUAUAAUAAAGCAGAUGGGUUUGACUGUGCAUCCCUAAUGUUUGGAUUGGACACCAUCAGAGCUGCCACGAACAACUUCUCUGAGUUGAAUAAAAUUGGACAGGGUGGCUUUGGCCUUGUUUACAGGGGAAAACUGCCAAAUGGUCAAGCUAUAGCCGUUAAAAGACUGUCAAGCGAAUCUGGCCAAGGGACUCCGGAAUUCCAGAACGAGGUCCAGUUGGUUGCGAAACUUCAACACAAGAAUUUGGUUCGGCUUCUUGGCUGCUGCACAGAAGGAGGCGAGAGGAUAUUGGUAUAUGAAUAUGCACCCAAUGGAAGUCUUGACAAAUUCAUAUUUGACCCAAACAAACGUGAACAGCUAUGGUGGGAGGCUCGUUUUAGCAUAAUUGAAGGAAUAGCAAAAGGGCUCCUCUAUCUCCAUGAAGAUUCACGACUCCGGAUCAUUCAUAGGGAUCUCAAAGCAGACAACAUUUUAUUAGACGAAGAACUGAAGCCCAAGAUUUCAGAUUUUGGAUUGGCCAGACUCUUUCAGCAGGAAGUCACACAUGAAUCCACGAGCAAAAUUGCUGGGACAUGCGGAUACAUGGCACCAGAGUAUGCAAUCAGUGGACUAGUCUCCACUAAAGCUGAUGUUUUCAGCUUUGGCGUUUUGCUACUGGAGAUUGUGAGCGGCCAGAGGAUCACUACAUUCCACCAAACAGAAUUGGCAGCAAAUUUUUUAAGCUACGCUUGGAGACUUUGGAGAGAAGGGAAGGCAUUAGACUUGAUUGAUCCAACUAUCAUUGGGACAUGCCAAAGCCAUGAAACACUUAGAUGCAUCCAGAUAGGUUUGCUGUGCAUUCAAGAGGAUGCAAGAGAUAGACCAACGAUGGCCAUGGUUGCCCUCAUGUUUGGCAGUCCCAGCAUGACUCUUCCGGCGCCAUCAGCUCCUCCGCUUUUCUUCGAAACAAACAGACAAGAUCCGGAUGUGGCCACGGUGGGGCCGAAAGAUGCAGCAAAUUCUUCUUCGUUCCGAUUAGAAACCAGUGCAGCUCCAUCAAUAAACGAGAUGACGAUUUCUGAACUGGAGUGGAUUCAUUUGUUCAUACGGUCAGCCCAUCUGCGGCUUCUUUCCGGGGACACCAUGUUUAGAUUGGUGGCCAGUUUUAUUGUCUGCCUCCUCGCUGCUGCCUCUGCUCCCGUUAGCAGGGCCGACUAUCUCUCUAAGAUUUGCUCUACCAAGUCCAAUUACACAACCAACAGCAGCUACCAACGAAGCCUGGGAUUUCUAUUAGGCUCUCUAGAAAAGAAUGCAUCCGACGUUGGAUUUUACUCGGCCACUUCCGGCCAAGUUCCCGAUCAGGUUCACGGCCUCUUCCUUUGCAGAGGCGAUAUCACCGGCGAAUCUUGCAGGAAUUGCGUGUCUCUUGCUGCCACCCAGAUCCUCCGACUUUGUCCCAAUAGCAAAACAGCAAUAAUAUGGUUCGAUUACUGCCACUUGCGUUACUCUGAUGUGAAUUUCUUGGGAACUUUAGAUACUAUUGAAAAAGUGUAUUUGGCGCCCAAUACUUCAGAUACAAUUUCUACCAAUGUCUUGAACCAACAAGUUGGAUUUCUCCUGAGCAAUCUAUCUUCUGCUGCUACUGUUGAUCAAUCCGGGACCAUGUUCGCCUCCGGUGUGAUCCCAUUCGUAACGUUGCCGUUUGCGAAUUUGACGAAAAUAUACGGCAUGGUGCAGUGCACAGGAGACAUCUCCAUCGAAAGCUGCAACAAAUGCUUCAAGAGUGCCAUUUCUGAUCUUUCAAGGUGCUGCAAAGGGAAAGACAGUGCGCGGCUUCUGACUGGAAGCUGCAUCAUAAGAUAUGAAUUGUACCCUUUCCUCUACACGAGAGACCCAGGAAUCAUUCAAGAGGGAGACAGACGUCCUAUAUCUGCUAACUGCUCUACGACGUCCGAUUACACGGCCAACAGUACCUACCAACAGAACGUGAACCAUCUGCUUCUCAAUCUAGCUGCUAACGCUUCUUAUACCGAUUUCUACUCGGCCACCUACGGCGAAGGUCCUGAUCAAGCGUAUGCUCUCUUCCUUUGCCGUGGUGAUACUUCCGGCGAGGAAUGCCGGAAUUGCACGUUGGAUGCUGCUGCCAAGAUCCGUCUACUCUGCCCCAACAGCAUGGAAGCGAUCAUAUGGUUCUUCAAGUGCCAUGUGCGCUACUCUAACAUCAACUUUUUUGGGAAAGUAGAUACCAAUGAUAAGGCCUAUCUGUGGAAUGUUCGGGAUGUAAUCCCGCCCGCUCUCUUUUUCAACCUUCGGCUUCAGUCUCUCAUGGCAAACCUCACAUCCAAUGCCACAAUUGCGCGGUCCGGCCGCAUGUUUGCGACCGGAGUCGUGCCGUUCAAUGAUCUGUCUAAGAUAUAUGGGUUGGUACAGUGCACAAGGGACAUCACCAUCGAUGGCUGCAUCACUUGCUUGAAGAAUGCUGUUUCUGAUAUCCCAUACUGUUGCGGUGGGAAGCAAGGGGGAAGGGUGCUCUCUGGUAGUUGCAAUCUGAGAUAUGAACUCUACUCCUUUUUCAAGGAGACUCCACCACCACCAUCGCUACCAACAUCACCUGUUCAGCCACCAAUCAUUUCUCUCCCUCCUCCGGCAGCAGAUUCCAGUACGCGAAGAUUGAGAAGAAAAGUUCUUGUCAUCCUUGUAUCCGUUUUGGUUCCUUCAUCUUUGAUUGUCUUUCUUCUUUGUGGGGUUUUAUUUCUAAGGAAAACAGAGAAGAGGCACAAGGGCCCAGAUGCUGCAGAAAAUGAUUCAAUGGGGCCACUGUUUAGCUUUGAUAGCAUUAAGGCUGCCACAGACAAUUUUUCUGAAGCAAACAAACUUACUGAGGAUGACUUCGGUUCCGUCUACAAGGGAAAACUGCCGAACAGCAACGAAAUAGCUGCAAAAAGGCUGAAGAAUGUUUCUGGUCAAGGAACAGCUCAGUUCAGGAAUGAGCUGCAAUUGCUUGCAAAGCUUGCACAUAGGAACCUGGUUCGGCUGCUUGGGUAUUGCAUUGAGAGUGGUGAAAGCGUACUUGUUUAUGAGUACAUGCCUAACGGAAGUCUCAAGGAUCUCAUAUUUGGUCCUGCAAAAAGUAAACAGAUAAAUUGGGCAGCACGAACUAAGUUCAUUUUUGGCAUUGCACGAGGGUUGUUGUAUCUCCAUGAAGAAUCUCGGCUCAAGAUUAUUCAUAGAGAUCUGAAAGCCAGCAAUAUAUUAUUGGAUAAUGACAUGAACCCAAAAAUCUCGGGCUUUGGAGUAGCAAAGCUUAUUGAAUUGGAGCAGUCAUGCGGCAAUAUGAGCAGAAUGGCAGGCACAUAUGGUUAUAUAGCACCAGAAUGUCUACUGCAAGGCCAGUUCUCAACAAAAUCAGAUAUUUUCAGCUUUGGUGUUUUGCUAUUAGAAAUUCUUAGCAGCCAGAAUAGUGCCGCUUUCUAUGAAUCAAAAGGUGUUGAAGACCUUCUAGGUUAUGCAUGGAGGCUGUGGAGAGCGAACAAAGCCAUGGAGUUGAUAGAUCAGACAUUGCGCGACUCAUGCAGAGAAUUUGAAGCACUAAGAUACAUUCAUGUUGGCUUGUUAUGUGUUCAAGAAAAUGCAGCAGAUCGACCAACAAUUGAUUCAGUUAUUGUGAUGAUCAACAAUACUUCUGUCGCUCUUCCCAUGCCUUCAGCACCUCCCUUGUUGACCAAAAUCGACUAGGGGGCAACUAUAAGAGUGCCUUCAAGAGCAGAGUGAGUCUAAGGGAAUUGGCGGAGUAAAGGGCUCCUUCCCAAGUUAGAAAAUAAUCAUGGUUAACGUUUUCAAGCCCAUUAUAUAUUUAGGAACAUGAUUGUUCAAAAGUAUAGUAUCUUCCAUCUACCCUUAAACGAGUGGCUACUUAAAUAAUUAUGUUUAUGGUGUCAUUUUUCCCUUUAUUCUAGUGCCUUUUGCUCCUUGAGCAUAUUUCUC
Molecule: messenger RNA, 5186 nt
Organism: Nymphaea colorata (pocket water lily)
Lineage: Eukaryota; Viridiplantae; Streptophyta; Magnoliopsida; Nymphaeales; Nymphaeaceae
Exons: 14
Coding region: 291-4937 (1548 amino acids)
Biological process (GO): protein phosphorylation
Molecular function (GO): ATP binding; protein kinase activity
Source: RefSeq, a predicted model, not a curated record